UGAAGUUGGUGAACACUGAACUGUGAAGUUUGUUUUGUAGCUAGCGUCAAGUCGCGAGUAGCGUUACUAUCUGUGUAAAUUAAUUAUUAAUUUCGGUCAUUGUGAAUUAAUAAAUUUACUAAAUUGGUAAUAAAAAAACUGUGUUCCGAUUUUAUAUACAUGAGUGCGGUGUAAUUUGUAUGUUGUGUCUGUAAAAGAAGUGUGCUACUUUUUGUGAAUGUUAUUUGUUGACCUACAAGUUCUGUUGGAUUCCUAUGCGACUAGUGAAUCACUGUGGAUCUUAAAAACAUACAACUGAUUGAUUAUUUCCGGAAGGAUAUCGAAACGCUACAACGGUGAAACGUAAACAUCAAACAAUAGCAAUGGCGGUUAGCAACGCGUGACACCAUGAGUGCCAUGAGGAAGUUGGUCCUACUUGCGCUGGUCGUGGCGUGCGACGCGCUUCUGGAAGGACCGAACGUGUGCACGAGGCAGGAGGCAUACACAACAACGAUCCGAGUAUCAGAACAGCAGCCGUACCAAGUGAAGGAGUACGCGUGGUGUCUCAGUGUACCACCUCGAUGCAGCAAGUACAAAGUCAAAUUCCGGCAAGUGUACAAGACACAGACCCUGGUGAAGCAGCGGCCGGUGGAGGAGUGUUGUAAGGGCUACGCGCCGGACGCGCGCGGGGAGCAGUGCGUGCCGGUGUGCACGGAGCCGUGCGUGCGCGGCAAGUGCGUCGCGCCGGACACGUGCGCGUGCGAGCACGGGUACGGGGGACCCGCGUGUGAUAUCUCGUGUCCCGCGGGCAAAUGGGGCAGGAACUGUCACAACGAAUGCCGCUGUAUGAACGGGGGUACUUGCGAGCCGCUGACCGGUGAAUGUGCGUGCGCAGCCGGUUGGAGGGGGGACGCGUGUGAGCGGCCGUGUGAAAAGGGGACGUUUGGGGACGCGUGCCGGCAACAGUGUCAGUGUGUGAACGGGACGUGUGACGCGGCGAGCGGACGGUGUGACUGUCAGCCGGGGUUCACGGGCGCGUUAUGCGACGAGCAAUGUCCAAAAGAUCAGCCCUGUCCCGAAAGGUGUAAAUGCCAAAACAACGGAGUGUGUAACUUUGUUACGGGCGAGUGUGAAUGUACACCCGGUUGGACUGGCGAAGUGUGUGCUAACACUUGUCCGUCCGGUGUCUGGGGACAAAACUGUGCACGUACCUGCGAGUGCGCGAACGGUGCGAGCUGCCACCACGUGACGGGACACUGUCAGUGUGAAGCGGGCUUUACUGGGGAUAAGUGCCUAGACAUCUGCCCGCCCGGUACCUAUGGCCCGGACUGCGCGGGCAAGUGCACGUGCCAGCACGGCGGUGCGUGCGAGCCGCGCGACGGCGCCUGCGCGUGCCGGCCCGGCUGGGCGGGGCCCACGUGCGAGCGGCGGGCUUGUCCUGAUGGGCUGUGGGGGCCACGGUGUGACAAGGAGUGCGAUUGUAACCCGCAUACUACGGAGUUAUGCGACCCGUGGACGGGCGCGUGCGUGUGCGCGGCGGGGUGGGCGGGCGAGGCGUGCGACCGCCAGUGCCCGCUGCUCACGUACGGCAAGGGCUGCCGCGGCGUGUGCCGCUGCGAGAACAGCGCGCACUGCUCGCCCGUUAACGGUUCAUGUCUGUGCGCGCCGGGCUACCGCGGCGUGCACUGCGCGGAGGCGUGCCCGCAGCCGCUGUACGGCGACAACUGCGCGGACGCAUGCGACUGCCGCAACAACGCCACGUGCUCGCACGAGACCGGCGAGUGCAGGUGUCCGCCCGGUUAUGACGGAUUGAAAUGUGAUCGUCCUUGCGAUGGGAAGACGUACGGACUGGGAUGUCGGCAACCUUGCGACUGUGAAAAUGAUGCACCAUGUAAUCCUGUUAACGGCGAGUGUGUGUGCGGGCCGGGCUACACGGGCCCGCGCUGUGCAUCCCGCUGCCCGGCCGGCACGUACGGCGCGAACUGCUCGCUCGCGUGCUCGUGUUCCGUACGUGCGCUCGGCUGCCACCACGUCACCGGCCGCUGCUUGUGCGACACCAGCUGGCGGGGUGUGCGCUGCGAGACCCAAUGCCCUCCUGGUCUAUACGGCGAGGGCUGCGGCUCGUCAUGCGUGUGCGCAAACAACUCGUCCUGCGAGGCUUCUAGUGGGAAAUGCGUGUGCGCAGCCGGUUGGAGGGGGGAUGCUUGUGAUGAGCCCUGCCCACCCGGGUGGUACGGGGUGGGGUGUGCGCAGGAGUGUCCCACGCAACUUAAUGGCAACACAACGUGCGACCCCGUAACGGGCAAGUCCGUGUGCCCCAGCGGGUACACGGGCGUGGGAUGCGAGUACCCGUGCCCGCUCGGCACGUUCGGGCCCGACUGCGGGGGGCGCUGCGACUGCCGUAAUGGCGCCGAUUGUCACCACGUCACCGGCGAGUGCCAAUGCCUGCCGGGCUGGCAGGGCCCGCGCUGCGCGGCGGCGUGCGGCGCGGGGCAGUGGGGCGCGGGCUGCUCGCAGCCGUGCCGCUGCGCGAGGGGGGCUGCGUGCCGCCCCAACGACGGGUACUGCCGGUGCCCGCCGGGGUUCACCGGCACUUAUUGUACGCAGUUCUGCCCCGAGGGCUACUUCGGCGACCACUGCAUGGAGGCGUGCAACUGCUCGAGCAGCGGGCACUGGACGUGCGACCCGGUGCGCGGCUGCGUGUGCGCGCGCGGCUACAUCGGCGACGCCUGCCAGCUGCACGCCAGCGACGCCAUCACCGUCGCGCACACCGAAGGCACGAACCGGGGAGCCAUAGCAGCCAUGGUGGUGGUAUCGGCAGCAUGCGCAUGCGUCGCCGCGUUGGUACUACUGCACUACCGCAAACGUGUGCGCUUGCUCAAGAGAGAGAUAGCACAUGUUCACUAUUCCGCAGACCCGGCUGCACAACCUGACCAGCAACACUUCGACAACCCAGUGUAUUCGUUCCAGAGCUCGAACCGAAGUGACGACUCCACAACGUUACUAAAUAACGCGCCACAGAUUAUAAAUAACUUGGCCACGCCCAAAUUGUCGAAUACAGCUAUGGAAAAGUUACGGAUGACAGCUACAAGCUCUAACGGAUCCUACGACCCGAUGUGUCUCAAGAACAAAGACGCAGACGCGACAAACCCCAAUUUGUACCAUUGCAUCGAUGACGACAACAAGUUGGACCAUGUUUACGACGAAAUUAAACAUAAGGAAGGAUAUGAAAUGGAGUACGACCACUUAAACUACACACCGCCAGCGAACACGUGGAAGGCGCACUACCAGCGAAUGAACGACACGCUCCCAUCCAUACACAACAUACAUACAUCCACACAUACAGACACACCAAGCACAUCCACCAUACAGUCCCCGCCCAUACCGCCGCUGCCCAAGGUGCACAUAACUCCCAUACCGCGAGAUGAUGUACCGGUACCGCCGCAGAGAGAGUGUAGUGGUGAUGAUGAUGAUACCACUAGCUAGGUGAUGAAAAUUGUGUAGCGUAUAGUAAACUCAUGAAAAGUGUA
This is a messenger RNA of Colias croceus (clouded yellow), 3509 nucleotides long. RefSeq names its product protein draper (gene drpr). Gene Ontology annotation, molecular function: scavenger receptor activity; protein binding. The record is from RefSeq and is a predicted model, not a curated record. The coding region runs from base 388 to 3465 and encodes 1025 amino acids. NCBI's taxonomy places the organism in Eukaryota, Metazoa, Arthropoda, Insecta, Lepidoptera, Pieridae. The transcript is spliced from 20 exons.